AUAAGAGGGCCCUGCUGACCCUCACAGUGAGCCUAGCAUAGAAAUCCACUCAUCUGCUAGACACAGCAUUGCCGCGCACACCCCCACUCGUCACCCACACCGCCGAUCACUCCAAGAAGACGACGUUUCAGAGAACCAUUUCUGGAGCCAUAAGGGGUUCUAACUGCUCAAAAUGAACCUUGAACCUCCCAAAGCUGAUAUCAAGUCGGCUACCCGUGUUUCCGGAGGCCCUGCCACACCGCGCAAGGGACCCCCAAAGUUCAAGCAGAGGCAGACUCGACAGUUCAAGAGCAAGCCUCCAAAGAAGGGAGUCCAGGGUUUUGGAGAUGACAUUCCUGGAAUGGAAGGUUUAGGCACAGACAUCACUGUCAUUUGUCCCUGGGAGGCCUUUAAUCACUUGGAACUGCAUGAGCUGGCCCAGUAUGGUAUCAUCUGAGCUUUUCAGCAUCCUCCAUGUACUUUAAACACUCAGCCUCAGGCUCGGCCUCUGGUGGAACUACUCCAGAAAUACCGAAAUAAUGAACUGUAACAACAUAAAAAAA
Thalassophryne amazonica is the source of this 542-nucleotide messenger RNA. It is a transcript of the gene pde6gb, whose product is annotated as phosphodiesterase 6G, cGMP-specific, rod, gamma, paralog b. Gene Ontology annotation, biological process: visual perception; positive regulation of G protein-coupled receptor signaling pathway; positive regulation of epidermal growth factor receptor signaling pathway. Gene Ontology annotation, molecular function: cGMP binding; 3',5'-cyclic-nucleotide phosphodiesterase activity. Gene Ontology annotation, cellular component: photoreceptor outer segment membrane. The transcript has 4 exons. NCBI's taxonomy places the organism in Eukaryota, Metazoa, Chordata, Actinopteri, Batrachoidiformes, Batrachoididae. The coding region runs from base 173 to 436 and encodes 87 amino acids. The record is from RefSeq and is a predicted model, not a curated record.